Molecule: messenger RNA, 9057 nt
Organism: Bombus terrestris (buff-tailed bumblebee)
Lineage: Eukaryota; Metazoa; Arthropoda; Insecta; Hymenoptera; Apidae
Exons: 3
Coding region: 4347-8285 (1312 amino acids)
Source: RefSeq, a predicted model, not a curated record
ACACACCGAGAAAACCUUAGAAAGUUUGUCCCUGUUCUACCGAGCGUGUUACAUUUUUUGAUGAAAACAAGAAUCGGAUUUUUUGUUCCGAGAAUCUUCCGGGAUUAUUUUUUUCCUUCUCUGGACUUUCGUCUUGCUCUUGUACAACAUUUUGUCCACGUUCCUCUGAAGUUCCACCUCUUCGCCUUACCGCCACCACCUCAGCCGUCUUCCUGCUAUCACCUGGUUGCCGAGGUACCUCAGUCGACGUGUGACCCUCUACCAGGGCUGCAAGUUUUCAUGGUUUCGUCGCACGUUCUAUUCACCUUCGUCGUGUCCGUGUUUUACGAUUGCUUUUCUUGUGACCAAAAGACCGAGAGUGACAGGUUCAACGAUAAUUAGAAUUGAAGUACAUGGAGUUUUAAGUGCUUAAAAACACUGAAGGUCGUUCUGAGACCACUGGGGUGCAUCCGCAUUCAUCUCAUCAUUGCAUCCAGGCCGAGUUUACGCUGUAUUAAACGUUCCAUGGAGGAGCAUAAAUGCACGUGAUAAGAACCACGUUGAAACGCGUUAAAAAUUGAGUUUGAAACCGGUUACUGUCAUUGCGUUUGCAAACGAUUCAUUUAAAAACGAAGGAAACCUCGACUACACGAUGAUCUAUUUAUAAUGUUAUCUUCCAUACGUAUAAUUCAAUCGAUGAUCAAGGUAUAAUUAAGUAAAAUUAAAUUGAAUGAAGAUUAAAUUAAUAAAAGAAAAAAAUGAAAGAUUCAUUAAUGAUAAGAAGAGAAAAACAGUAAAGGUAAUAAAGAAACUCCUGCAUUGUUGAAGACUCCGUUAUGGUCUGAACAGCCGUGUCAAACAAGAUCAUACGAGAUGAAACAGAAAAGUUGAGAAGAAACUUUUUAUCAAAGAUCUUAUCAUUUUUUCAAUCGAAAACUUAUGAUAACAAUAAUAAUAUUCACAUACAUAAAACAAAAGAAGAUGGUUACAAGAAAUAUAUAAAAAUUAAGGAGUCCAUAUAAAUAGGUGAAAUAAUAGAAGUUCAUAUAAAGCAUCUAGAAAGCAAGCUAAAUUUAAGGAGAAAUUCUUAAAUAAAAAAAUAAUGAUACAACUAUGAUAAAAGUCCUAGUUGUUAAGAUAAGAAUAGAUUGUGGAUUUUUAUGUAUUUAUGAGAGUGUAUAGAAUAAUAUAAUAUACAAUAAUAUAUAGAAUACCCAAAGUAUAUUACUUACUAUAACAUUUAAUAAGUAAAACAGUUGUCGACAUUUAAAUUUCAUCUUUACAAUUUUAUAUAUAUAUGAAUUUGCAUAAAUAUCAGCAGUCCGCUGAUACAAAUACGCGUACAAUAGUGCAAUAUACCGCGAACAGAAAAAAGGUCAACAAAAAAUUGUUUACUGAAAUAAUUGAUCAGAGACCCUUGAACGAAGUCAAUAAUCACAUUCAUCGAGAUCACAAUGAACCAUUGAUAGAAGUACGUUAACGGAGAAAGAGGUCGAGGAGGAAUGGCAACGAUGAAUAUUAUUACGGUUCCCUCCGGUGUCGUUGGUCAUGAAAAAGCUGAUGAUUCACGAACCUGAUGUGGCCGAAACAACUCUCAGGACUGAAACCCCAAAAACAAGCCAGUUAAAGUGGGUCAUCCCGAUGAACAGUACACACGUUUCUGUUUCGUGUACCAGUCACCGAGUUAGGAGGCGGUCACGGUCACGAACACGCUAAAGACGAAUAUUAUGACCACCGAGGGACCUUGGACGAUGGUCUCAGGUUGCGUUGCGAUCUAUCAACUAGGUGGCGAUCAAUCAGGUUGCAACUGUUCGGUCGAGGUCGUGAACCUUGAAUGAUAUUAACGCUCAAGAUGAAGGUAGAUUAAAGAUGUCUAUUAAGCUUAUGUUUAGUAGGUUUAUUUGAACUUUUUAGUAUGAACGAAAGAGCAUGAACUGUAAAUAACGGAGUUUAAACUUAGGCGAAUGCGUGAUGAAUCUGUUGUCUCUUAAAGCGCCUGGUGCUUAUAUUCUGUCAGUCUAGAGGAUGUGUUUUAGUCAACGUUUCCUAUGAUGUGGAAAUCUGUUUCUGUCCAAUCCUGUAACUGUUGAACUGUCAUGAACAUCCAUGUAUCAGCAUACAUGGUUGAGGAUGCGUAGCGUAACGUCCAAUUGAUGCCAUCGUCCUUUGUCUAUUGUCGAGUUUUAUCGGAUGACGAGGUUUAUGCCACAUUUUUUACUGUUGAGAAGACUCGUCGAGUGCUUAGGAUGCCAAUUAACCUCCCGACGCGGUCCGAGUUGUAAACCUUAUAAUAUGUAGUGUGGAAAAUUCCAAUUUCUCCAAAAAUAGCAGAUAUGCCGUCUAUACUGCAAACUGAGGACCAUCUAAAACCCUGAACAGAUUGUUAAACCUAUUUGAGUUCCAUGCUUUUAUCCACCCACGCAUUAAUAAAGAUGACGGUUCAUUUGCUUCCGACUCUUCCUGCUCUACUUUGUUAACAUCACAAAGUAAUUCUAAUUAUAAAAGAAUAUUAUUUAAUCCCUUUCAUGCUGAUGCUUCUUAAAGGGUUUGUAAGUUUUAAUUAUAGUUUAUUCUUUAGAAAAUGGAAUUUUAUAAUGGAGAUUCAUAAUUUUUUAUGAUUAAUCAAUUUGUGGUUCAUGAGAAGAUUUAUAACAGGGAUGGUACAAAAAUAGAAGUACGUUUGAGUCAAUUUGAUGAAAAUAAUAUAUGGAGUGUCUAGGAAAUGAUAAAAAGUGAUUUUUAAUCACUGUCAGUAUUUCCUUACAAAUAUAAGUUUACUAUAGAAGAUUGUCACUGAAGUAGAGAAAAGAAGAUAUGUUAUUUAAUUGCAAAGAAGUGCCAUAAUUUUCAUCAGUAAUCUGUCGUUUAAUAAAUCUACUAAUAAAAAAAUAAUUAAGAAAAAAAUACAAGAACAGAUGAUAAAGUAAAAAUAUUCAAUCAUCGUCUUAUAAUUAAUAUUUGAUGCUACUAUAAAAUAUUUAAUCACAAAUGUUCUCCAAAAAAGAUGUCCCUGAUGGGUCGGCGGAUGUUCCUCGAGGCACCAGUUCCGUUUCGUCUGUGACAACGAAAGCUUGCUCGAAAGUGCGAGUAACAAAAUGCUAAUGCCAAAUACAGCAAUCGAGAUUGUGGCACAACCUCGACAAAAGCUGCUGGAAUGCUACGGGAAGAGCGCGAGAAAGAGGAAAAGAGAGAGAGGACGAGAGAACCCGUUACGCGUAGGAACGCGAUUCCGCUUGAUGAAAGAUGUAGCAACCUGUUCCUGUUUAUCAUUCUAUUGUGCUGAUGAUUUUCUCCACGGUCAGAGGAUCCGUUAAUUACUGGCCAGAAGCUCAAUGUAUUGUCGACGAUGAACGACUUUGAUUUUCAUUUUGCAAAUAAUUCCUGGCAGUGUCGUCCUAAAUUUCCGGGUCUGACCCGUGGACCCUUCCCUGACAAUUACUGUAAAUUACAAAUUAUUAUCAAUCGCUCUGAAGUGAAUUAUUGAAUUAUUUGAUUAAAAAUACGUCAUUUAGAUGCAAGAAGAAAAGUUGAAUUUCUUUCUGGCAAUUGUGAAAAUGAUUUUAAAUGGAUUAAAAUUUAUUAUUACCUAAUGAAAAAGAAAUAAUUCUAAGUCGAAGAUUGUAGAUGUAGGUAUAUGCAACUGAACGGUUAAUUAAUUAAUUUGCAUUUGUUCGCAUUGUUCUUAUUUGACGAAGGUGAUGCAGACAUCGGUGACGCGUUUACAGUAAUUUCGGUGAUGGUAUGACGCGACAAAUCCGGUGGGCGUAUCAUGAACUGUACGUGUAUCCCGCAUGCACGUUUCACUACCGUGUCCAGAUAUAUUAAAUGUAGGACACAAGGGACGGAACUGUUUUCCGGCCUUUUACUUUACCAUCCGUCAUACUGACAGUUCAGAAAACUAGCAAACAUCGUGGAUAAUUUGAAGUUUCAUAAAUAUGUAUAAUAAUGAAAUGUACUAGAAAAACAGAAACCGAGUAUGUUUUUAAACGCUUACAAUAUUCAUUUCUCUAAUUUGUAUAAGAAAAUGUAGAAUUUCAAUUUACGUAAUUGGAUCAUUACAAAUACUAUGUAUAGAAUAUAAAGUCUAAUUUGAUACUCUAACUUUCUACUAGUAUAAUAAUAUUUUCAUUAAUAAUAGCCAUAAGACAGCUAUAAAUAAGAAUCGUAGAGCCGUAAUAUAUAAAUACAUGCAUUAUAUUAAUAAAUACUAUAUGUAAAUACUAAAUAUAAAUAAGAAAAGCAAGCCAUGACCAACUUUUACCUAUCGCGCGUAUUCUAUAAUUAAAGUUAAUAAAAAUGUAUAAAAAAAUAUUUUCACAUAGAACUAAAAUCCUUUAUUUUAUUACCAAUGUGACACGCUUUCAGGUAUGCGAAGAACAAUGCGAUUCGGUCCAUGGAUACUAAUGGUCACAUUGGCCUGCGUGACGGGCACCUUGUCGGAGUAUUUGAUGGGAGGCCAUAUGGACAACAGUCCGCCAAAGUCCUUACUGGAGGAGAUGGAAUCUUCUCCAAGUUUGGCAAGGACGGCGCAGCUGGGUGACCUUGACCUGGAUCUCGAUGCAGAGGAGAGCACCGCUGCGCUGUCGACGUCGGACGACGAAGAAGCGCCGCGUUAUCAUCUUCCGUAUCCUUUCGCCUUCAACGGUGGCAGACCGUUUUCGCUCGAGAAGGAUCCUAUCACCGGUAAAAUUGACUUCGAGAAGGCGCCGCCAGUCAAAGCCCUCAACUUCAGCACUCGUUAUCAAGAAAACGUAAACGAAGAUGAAAAGGUGAACAAGGACUUAGCGAGGGAGAACGAAUCUUAUUUAACGAAAAAGAAGAUGGAAAACAACAAAGAGACGGAUGAUGUUAGUCCAAAUGAGAUUAAUCCUUAUUCACCUAAUUUUCAUGAUUUUCUUAAUCUUCCUGUUCAUUAUUCUUCCGACAAGUAUGGCAAGGACAAAUAUCCAUUGAUAUCAAGUUCCUAUGCGAAUACAAAAGUUCAGAGUGGAUCAAAUAGUUACAGUACUUAUAAUCACAAGCCUUAUCAUGGAGAAACCGUAAUGUAUUAUCCUACCAGAAAACCGUAUAUGCCUAAGACAAGUUCGACUACAACAAUGAGAACGACUCCUAAACCAACCCCGUCGACUACAUCUAGAACUACCACCACUUCUACGACUUCUAGACCCACGACAACUUCGACGACGACGACGACGACGAUGACGACGACUAGUACUACUACUUCUACUACGACAUCUAGUCCUCCAACAUCUACUACUGUUUCCACUUCGACAAAAGCACCUGUUGUAACAACCUGGAAGCCCCCUGUCUCCACUCCCAAACGAUUUACUGAUCAUCUGGACGAUUACGACGAUAUUCUUCCAAUAGAGAAGCUUCAAUCCUCUGUGUACAGUAAUGGUCAUCAAGGACCAAAUAAUAUAGUGCAACACAAUCGAGAUCCUCAGACGAUGCCUCCUAUAAACCACGAAGAGUAUAUAGAUAGUUACGAAGAUUAUGAAAUUGGAGAUGGAGAGGAUGCGAAGGAUUAUGUCUCGAUGAAAGAGACGACCAAUGAAAUUGUAAAAGCUAGUACAGUGCCUAGCACAACGUCGACUGUUCAUAAUAUAACCACAACUGUUGGAACUCCAGAGACCACUCCCGUAACCACUACGAUAACAAGUACGCCAGUUACAUCAUCGUCUGCAAUAUAUUCUUCACCAGUGUCUCAAGAAAGUAUCUUCCACAGUAACUCGCUACCGUUCCAACCUCUUCCUUCGCGUCUAGUAACGUCUAUGCCCUUGGACAACGAACACAGAGUGCAAUCAGCGUUUGAAAAAGAUAAUCGAAAACAUGGUAUUGCGGAUAAUAUUAUCACGAACCAGGGAUAUCGUCCAAACGCAGUUAUUAAUCAGAGACCAACUGGAUUAGGUGGAGGAAUUCUGGUAGAGAGCACUAGCAAUAUAGUGAUACCACCUGAUCAGGAUACAGUAUCCUUUGUCCUUGGAAACAGACAAAACGUCGAAGGUGGAUAUUAUUCACUAGGCACUGCAAUUGGAGAGAAUCCUUAUGGCGAUUCUACUGGAAUCGAUGCUUCUUUCAGACCUUUGUAUGGUGUUUCACCAGACAAAAGCAAUUACGAUCCACAAUCAGAUUACCGAGGAACAAUCGGCCUGCCUUCAGUAUCCGUACUGGAGAAUAAUCCUACUUAUGCUGCUCAAACAUGGAGACAACCUAAUCCUAGUGGAACUCAGAAGCUGGCAAACGAGAUAGAACCUUCUAGAACACAGAAUUCAUUCGUAAAAGGCACAGUGCUUAUGGAACAGCCAGAAGAUAAAAAGGAUGAUAAGGACGUUAACUACGUGGUGUUUCCUAAAGAUGAACCUAAACAACCAGUUGAGGAACACAUCGUUGUUAUAAAUGAAGCUGAUGGUACUGUGCAUGAAAUAACACCUUCUUCCACAACGUUGAAACCUGUAAGGGUAGAUCCUCCAGUUUUAAAUGAAGAUCAUCUGCCACAACUUUCGGAGAACUUGACUCCGCCGGCUGAACGACCAAAGUCCCCACCACAGUUCUAUUAUCAUUAUCAUCACGGAGGUACGAUAAGACCGGAUCAUCCAAGACCUCAAAGAUUGCCUUUGCCACCUCGUGGGAAACAACCGCCGUCUCCUCCCCUUCCACCACCUCCUCCUCCUUCAGAACCUAUGGGAAUAAGAAGACGUCCUUAUCCUCCCGAUUCUACUUUGCCAAACAUUCUACCACAAUUCCGUCCAAAUGCUAAAACGUCUCAUGGACACCGUGGAUCAGAGGCGAUUGGAACGAUUCCAGCUGGUCAAGGCUAUCCCACCAGAGUGAGACAGCCUGUUCAGUCUCAUCCUCCAACCAGAAGACCUCUACCACCUCCACCUCCAUCUUAUCUUCAGAGAUUAAACCCUCCUCCUCCUCCAAUUCAUGCCGUUAGGCUUGCCGGCGCAGUUUCCGCGAAGGCUGAGAACAUAGUGCCUCCUCGAGACGUGGAGUCCACGGUUAAGAGGUUUCGCCUUCCGUCGAUACCAGCCACCUCCAGAGGGGAGGACGAUGUUAAACUGGCGCACCGUGCGCCCAAUCAGAAAUUGCGGUUGGAAGAGGAAGAACGGGCAGAACGUUACUCAGAGGAGCCGCCUCAGGUGCCGCCAAGACCUCCCUUAUUUCCUAAACGAAGAACUGCUGAUCCGCCACACGUAGCUACUCUUCAGAUGAUCCAACAACAUGGCGAAUACGCGGAGGAUAUUACAGAACCAAAUUUGUCCUCUAUGGAUGAAAAUACAAAUGACGAGUCGGAUAGAAUAGUAACUGAGCAGAAUGCAGAUAGGAGAAAGUUCGACAGCCAUGAACCAAUAGCUGAGCCACCAGUUUACGUAGUCUAUCCUGUGAAUACUGCUGUGAAUAUUCAUCCUGACGAUUCUAGAGAAAAAGAUGAGAGCGUAGUUGUUGGAACCAGAGGACCACAUAGACCCCUUCCUCCAGAGACAUUACUUCAAGAUAACGAAGAUCAAGAAAUGGAUGAAGAGCCAAGACCUUCUGCUCAUAACGUCUUUAAUGGACGGCCACUUGCUUCAGACUUUCCGUAUCCUCUGGAACGUCCUGACCCUUCCAUUCUUGUCAAUGGAAUGAGAGAAACGCCAUUAUUGGUGCCCAGUGAUCAGCGACAAGAAGAAGAUUCUAUGCAAGAAAAUACAGAAGAGAAGGACGAAAAAGAUUCCAGCGUGAACGUUAUACCAUACUUACAAGAUUUCGUACCUUUCCCAGCAAGGAAGAAUGAGGUUAUCUCAGCUACUCUUCAUCGUUUGCCAGCCUUGCCAUCUUCUACGCCAAUUGCUUAUGUUUAUACUCCAACAGCUCAAGUUUCUCAUCGUUUAGACAUGGAUAUGCGUGAUGAGGAUAAAUCUAAAACUGAAAAUAGUGAUCAGAAGCCCAUUCUGUUGCCUUCACAGCAACCCUCUAGUUCCUCCAGUUCUGCGCCGUCUCCACAGAACUUCAUGGCGCCGUUUGUAGCAAGUAUCAGUGCAGAAACACCUUCAAAGAACGGCUGGAGCGUUGUCGUGGUUGAACCUACCAUUAGUAGAAAAUCGGAUGACGAUUCUUCCGAGAGCACUUCGAAUGCAGAAGAGUCUCAGACAGAAAAAACUGAAUUCGAUGCUGAGAACUUCAAACCACAGCUCUUCGGUGGAUUCAAACCGAUUUACGAAUUUCCUACGCAGAACGAAGACCGGUCAGAGCGUAAAGAAUCCAGCGAGUUGGAAACAGAAGUGAGCACGCAUUUUCAAGAGUCUGCCAAUUCGACAGUUUGAUGAAAGCAUAUGUUUAUCAUGUAGAAAUAUUAAUUGAACGAAAAUAGGCUUCGUUUCGAGUAUUUCGUUAAUUACUAUUACGCUCCUCUUAGCAUUGCUGUCUUUCUCCAAAAUGAAAGAUUUGGACCAAUCUUAGUUGGGUUAUUGAAGUAAUGCUGAUUGGAACACUUGCUUUGAAAAGGGAACUAAAGAUCUCGAAACUAUGUGCACUGGUGAUUGGGACAAUUCAUUGUCUUCAUGGGGAGUUAAACUAUACAAGUCUGAAUAUUCACAUGAUCUUUGAUAAUUUUGGAUCAUUGAAUUCGAUGAGAAGGGUUGGAUGCAAUGGGGUGCAAGCGAUACAGUCCGAGUUAAAUACUAACAGUUUAGUAACAAUCUUAACUACUUCAUAUAAUGCAACAUGUUAGAAAUCAUCUUGUAGCAAAGAACAAAAUUUUAUUAAAUGUAUUUGCACCGCUUUGCAUGUAAUCCUCUUGAUUACAAUGACUACAAGGAAUCAUCUACAAUAUUUAUUUUAUUAAGAAAUUACUAUAUUUAUAUUAAUUUAUCUAUUUUAUUUAUAGACUAUACAGUAAUUUUAUAAAAUUCUAUUGUGUUAAAUUGUAGAAACCACCAUAUUUUGUACAUCUACUUCAUACAUUAUCAUAGUCAGUCUGAAUCUAUCUAACGAGUCAAUCUGAAGAAUGUAUACUACAUUACUUAUUUUCUACUUUCUCAUUGAUGAUCGCAAUUAUAUAUUAAGCAAUUAAUAUAAUAAAUUAUUCCUAAAUUA